AUGAACCAAAGCACCCAGAAGCUGAUCGGCGAACCACCGAAGCGCAAGAUACGCUGGGGCUCCAUUCUGGCGGUGGUCCCGACGCUCCUCUUGGUCCUGCUUGUCAUCCAAAACAUCGUCUUCUUCCACUUCAACAGGCCUCAGGACAUCGUCAAAGAGUUGGGCGCGCUGGUGGCGACUUUGCCCAACAGCAUCCCGGACCACAACUGCACCGACUUAGCCUGCCACUGGGCGGCGCUGCAGACCGCAUUGGCAGAGCUGAAGGCAGGUCAGGCAGCAUUGGCAGAGCUGAAGGCAGGUCAGGAGGCAGGUCAGACCGCAUUGGCAGAGCUGAAGGCAGGUCAGACGGCAUUGGCAGAGCUGAAGGCAGGUCAGGAGGCAGGUCAGACGGCAUUGGCAGAGCUGAAGGCAGGUCAGGAGGCAGGUCAGACCGCAUUGGCAGAGCUGAAGGCAGGUCAGGAGGCAGGUCAGACCGCAUUGGCAGAGCUGAAGGCAGGUCAGGAGGCAGGUCAGACGGCAUUGGCAGAGCUGAAGGCGAGUCACACCGCGAUUUCCAGCGACCUGGAGGAGAGUCAGACGGCAUUGGCAGAGCUAAAGGCAGGUCAGAUGGCAUUGGCAGAGCUGAAGGCAGGUCAGGAGGCAGGUCAGACCGCAUUGGCAGAGCUGAAGGCAGGUCAGGAGGCAGGUCAGACCGCAUUGGCAGAGCUGAAGGCAGGUCAGGAGGCAGGUCAGACGGCAUUGGCAGAGCUGAAGGCGAGUCACACCGCGAUUUCCAGCGACCUGGAGGAGAGUCAGACGGCAUUGGCAGAGCUAAAGGCAGGUCAGAUGGCAUUGGCAGAGCUGAAGGCAGGUCAGGAGGCAGGUCAGACCGCAUUGGCAGAGCUGGAGGCAGGUCAGGAGGAAGGUCAGACCGCAUUGGCAGAGCUGAAGGCAGGUCAGGAGGCAGGUCAGACGGCAUUGGCAGAGCUGAAGGCGAGUCACACCGCGAUUUCCAGCGACCUGGAAGAGAGUCAGACGGCAUUGGCAGAGCUAAAGGCAGGUCAGAUGGCAUUGGCAGAGCUGAAGGCAGGUCAGGAGGCAGGUCAGACCGCAUUGGCAGAGCUGAAGGCAGGUCAGGAGGAAGGUCAGACCGCAUUGGCAGAGCUGAAGGCAGGUCAGACGGCAUUGGCAGAGCUGAAGGCGAGUCACACCGCAAUUUCCAGCGACCUGGAGAAGAGUCAGACCGCAUUGGCAGAGCUGAAGGCAGGUCAGACGGCAGGUCAGACCGCAUUGGCAGACCUGAAGGCAGGUCAGACCGCAUUGGCAGAGCUGAAGGCAGGUCAGGAGGCAGGUCAGAACGCAUUGGCAGAGCUGAAGGCAGGUCAGACCGCAUUGGCAGAGCUGAAGGCGAGUCACACCGCGAUUCAUAGCGACCUGGAGGCGAGUCAGAGCCUGCUGGCCAAAGUCUGGGAGGAGAUUCCCAGCAACAAAGGGCUUCUGAAUCAGAUACUGAAAGACCUGGAGACGGACUACAAAAAAAUGUCUCAGGAGCUGUCACAAGAGAAAGAGGAGUUACACAACUUCAGUUUGGCUUUGUCCAGCCUGCAGCAUGUUCUCAUGCCCAGAGACUGUAGUCACGUCAUGGUGGGAAAGAUCCAAAGUGGAGUCUAUACCAUCUUUAGCGGGUCCAACAGCUUCAAGGCAUACUGCAACAUUUGGCAGGACGGGGAAGGCUGGACCGUGAUCCAGAGGAGAAAGGACGGCUCCGUCGACUUCUUUCGGGGUUGGAACGACUAUCGAAAGGGGUUUGGAGACCUCGCCGGAGAGCAUUGGCUCGGCCUGCAAAACAUCCACGCUCUGACGGCCUCGGGCGCUUACCAGUUGCGGAUCGACCUCACCAUAUGUGACGGCAGCACUUACUACGCUCUCUACGACGACUUCUCGGUGGGCCGGAACUCGCUGGACCCCGACAAGGACGGCUACCCGCUGCUUGUGAGCGGCUACUCUGGAACCGCAGGCGAUCGACUCGCCUACCAUUCUGGGAUGAAGUUCAGCACCAAAGACCGCGACCAAGACAAGUCUACUGACAAUUGCGCCAACGAGUACAAGGGCGCUUGGUGGUACAAGAGGUGUUACCACUCCAACCUGAACGGGCUGUACAAGGCAACCGGCACAGUCGACGAUGCCGAUGCAUUCUGGGACCAUUUGGGGUCGCCACGUUCUGGCUGCCUGAGAUUUGUGGAGAUGAUGAUCCGGCCCAGAAAGUGAGCUGUCAGCCGCCGGACUCUGGGAACGGCACCCCCGUGGGAUCACGUGGGUGCUGCCCGACGUCACCCAUUUGCGCAGCGCUCGUCAAGUAAGAUGGCGGUGCGCAAAUGUGUGUCGGAUUUGGCCCGGGCAAAUGGGCUCAAGUGCAAUUCCGAAUCUCACCAGGAGCUUGACACGAGAGAGACCUGACAAACGCUUAGUUGGAAGUUAGUUCCUCAAAAUGAACUCUUAUUAAAGGGCAGUUUGGUGCUGUUGCAGUUCCAAAUCUCACCAGCAGACGGUGCCAAAUUUAGACUUACGUGACGUGGUAAAUCCGUCGUUAGAUUAGUCGAAGUUAUUGACUCGGGAAACACGACCUGUUUUGAAUGACACGCACACGCACACACACACACACUCACUUUUUGACUUUUUGAUCAUUUUAGGAUGUUUUGCUUUGCUAUCAUAAAAUCCCUUCCAUCUGUUAACAUAAGGAGUGCCCAUAGGCAUAGGUUAGCUACGAUUGAUUAUGUGUUAAGUUAGUGAGUGUUUGAUGAAGUUGUGUUUUACAAUGACAUCGGUUCAAGUAAGGGUACAUUUGACAUUCUCUUGCUUUGCCAUGAAAUAACUAACAGCUGACGCAUUCCAAUGGAAUCUGUUAAAGUAAGGGUACCCACCCAUAACCAUUGUUUAGUUAGGUUGCGUUGAAUAUUGAGUUAAGUUUCAUUUUCUUCCUUUUUGCUUCGUUUCAGUUGAAUAUUUUCAAACAUGG
Molecule: messenger RNA, 2995 nt
Organism: Syngnathus typhle (broad-nosed pipefish)
Lineage: Eukaryota; Metazoa; Chordata; Actinopteri; Syngnathiformes; Syngnathidae
Product: angiopoietin-4-like
Exons: 8
Coding region: 1-2247 (748 amino acids)
Source: RefSeq, a predicted model, not a curated record